AUGCAAUCGCCCGUGGAUGAUACCUCUACCCAGCGGCCGUCCCAGGCCAGAUACACGAGACAGAAGGGCUCCAGAUCGAAGAAUGAUGCCCGUCAUUACAGGGGACUGACCUGCGCUAACUGCAGGAUUCGAAAGAUGCGAUGUGGAGGUGGUCAGCCACGCUGCAAGACAUGCGAUAUCUACGGCGACGAAUGUAGAUACGAUAAGACGCCGCCCAUGUCGCAGAUCGUAGCCAUGGCUCAACGCUUGCAAGAGGCUGAAGAAACCAUCGGAAGCCUUCGUGCCCAGCAUAGCGCUUCUUCACAGAGCGAUGUCUCUCCUCAGACAGCCUCCACUCCAACAGGUCCGCUAGCAGCUGCCAUCGCAUCUCCAGAUGUUGCACCUGCUGAAGAGCCGCCCGCUUUCAAGCCCAACCAUCGCCCUACUAACCUCCAAAUGUCAUGUCCAAGCACAUCCAAAGACCACUUGCUGAAUCUGAGUCUUGAUGAAAACGGCGAUAUACAGUAUUAUGGUCCCACAUCGGCCAUCCACGAUCCUCCACAACUCCAGUUGCCAUCUCAGACAUCGCAGGCCUGCUCAACACCUCCUGGAACACUCUCAACAACUGAAAUCGGUUCAAAGCUCACGGCUCACUACCAGGAGUCCAAGAUAUGGGAAGACUUUGCAAUCGGAAACGCUUCACUCCAGACGGGUAUCCCACGCCAGGUCAUGGUCAAGCUCUUGCACAUGCAUUGGACGUGGGUAUCUCCAAUGUUUAUGUAUGUUUACCGCCCAGGUGAUAUGGCGACCGGAGGUCGUUAUUACUCCGAACUACUACUUACUGUGAUAUGUGCGCAUGCGGCCAAGUACCAAAAUGGAGACUGCGCAGAAUUUCUGCAAGUCCGCAUGCGUCGCUUGUUAGGAACAGCCAUACAGCAGCCAAGUUCCAUACCAACAGUCCAAGCACUCCUACAACUCAGCGCUCGUGAGCUCGCAAACGGCUCCAUUUCGCAAGCCUGGGUGUACAGCGGAAUAGCUUUUCGGAUGGCGAGUGACCUUGGAUUACAGCACUGCGACCCUGGCUUUCGAAGGUUUGGCCCUGUAGAUGCUGAAGUUCGGAAACGGUUAUUCUGGAGUUGUUACUUUUGGGACAAAGCCAUUAGCAUGUACACGGGAAGACUUCCUGCUAUUACUGAAUCAUUACCACAUAGCACACUCGAUCAACUUGAUGAUUCUAUGGAGCUCGAAUCGUGGUCUCCCUACUAUGGGGAUCCUGUCGACAUCGCCAAACUCACGCAGAGUCGAUACGCGCCUCAGACGAGUCGUGCAGUGUCCUGUUUUGCAAACUCAUGCAAGCUCUCCAUCAUCAUAAAUGACAUAAUUUCUCAGCUCUACUCCCGAAGAAGUCGAGAAAUCACAGAGUCAGCGCUACGUGACAUCAAAGUACGGCUUGAUGUCUGGCGAGCGGAGUCGCCAGCUCACCUGCGUUAUGAGCCAGAUUACAUUCCUGCUGUCUCGCCACCACCACACAUUGUUUCGCAAAACCUUUUGUACUAUACCACAGUGAUUUUAGCCCAUCGCCCAUUCUGGUCUGUACCGGCUCACUACGAGACAUGCAUCGCAGCGGCCCAUGGUAUCGAGAGGCUAGUUCUAUUACUUGACUCGACAUUCGGGUUAGAAAACAUCACCUACUUAAUGGGAUAUUGCAUCUAUACGGGAGCAUCAGCUGUGCUGGAAGAUGCCCAAAGGUGCAAUCAAGGUGCUGCGCAUCCAGUGCUGCGAACGUUUCUUCGCGCUCUCAAUGCCGGCAUGCGUCUAUGUCCGAUACUGGAAAGAAGUCUGAACAUCAUCAUCAGAAGUUUGAGUCAUGUACCAUUAGGCCAGCAUCAACAGCCGCUAGAUGCUGGUAAUGACCAAGGUCGAGACACUACGAACCCGUCAGCAGAUGCAAUUGGGGGGCACACAAAUUCAUAUAUACCUGCAUUUCCUUAUCUGCACCCGGAACUUUCAGUCGACUUUUCCAUGGUCUCACAAGUAGGCGAAAUGGACUUUGGUUCCAUGGCCGCUUUAGAUUGCUUCCCAGAAAUGUGGCUCGAUUCUCGAGAUGCUAUGUCAAUGUAA
Molecule: messenger RNA, 2100 nt
Organism: Bipolaris victoriae FI3
Lineage: Eukaryota; Fungi; Ascomycota; Dothideomycetes; Pleosporales; Pleosporaceae
Exons: 5
Coding region: 1-2100 (699 amino acids)
Biological process (GO): regulation of DNA-templated transcription; DNA-templated transcription
Molecular function (GO): DNA binding; zinc ion binding; DNA-binding transcription factor activity, RNA polymerase II-specific
Source: RefSeq, a predicted model, not a curated record